This is a messenger RNA of Callithrix jacchus (white-tufted-ear marmoset), 9100 nucleotides long. RefSeq names its product tudor domain containing 3 (gene TDRD3). Gene Ontology annotation, molecular function: protein binding. NCBI's taxonomy places the organism in Eukaryota, Metazoa, Chordata, Mammalia, Primates, Cebidae. The record is from RefSeq and is a predicted model, not a curated record. Gene Ontology annotation, cellular component: nucleus.
UUUUCUUUUUUUUUUUUUUAGGGGGGGGUCUCAAGUAGGAGGUCUCCCCACCACCCCCACCCUAGCCCCCCACCACCCCCGGCCUAAGCAGCUACCAUGGCCGAGGUCCCUGGCGCGGCGUUGUCCCAGGCGGGUUGGUAUCUUUCAGAUGAAGGCAUUGAAGCUUGCACAAGCUCUCCUGGCAAAGUCAAUGUAAAUGACAUCAUCCAGAUUGCUCUCAAUACAGAUCUGAGAACAAUUGGCAAGAAAUUCCUCCCCGCUGACAUCAAUAGUGGAAAGGUAGAAAAGCUUGAAGGUCCAUGUGUUUUGCAAAUUCAAAAAAUUCGCAAUGUUGCUGCACCAAAGGAUAACGAAGAAUCUCAGGCUGCACCAAGGAUGCUGCGAUUGCAGAUGACUGAUGGUCAUAUAAGUUGCACAGCAGUAGAAUUUAGUUAUAUGUCAAAAAUAAGCCUGAACACACCACCUGGAACUAAAGUUAAGCUCUCAGGCAUUGUUGACAUAAAAAAUGGAUUCCUGCUUUUGAAUGACUCUAACACCACAGUUCUUGGUGGUGAAGUGGAACACCUUAUUGAGAAAUGGGAGUUACAGAGAAGCUUAUCAAAACACAAUAGAAGCAAUAUUGGAACUGAAGGUGGACCACCUCCUUUUGUGCCUUUUGGACAGAAGUGUGUAUCUCAUGUCCAAGUAGAUAGCAGAGAACUUGAUCGAAGAAAAACAUUGCAAGUUACAAUGCCUGUCAAACCCACAAAUGAUAAUGAUGAAUUUGAAAAGCAAAGGACUGCUGCUAUUGCUGAAGUUGCAAAGAGCAAAGAAACGAAGACAUUUGGAGGAGGUGGCGGUGGUGCUAGAAGUAAUCUCAAUACCAGUGCUGCUGGUAACCGAAAUAGGGAAGUUUUACAGAAAGAAAAGUCAACCAAAUUAGAGGGAAAACAUGAAGGUGUCUAUAGAGAACUGGUUGAUGAGAAAGCUCUGAAGCACAUAACGGAAAUGGGCUUCAGUAAGGACGCAUCGAGGCAAGCUCUUAUGGAUAAUGGCAACAACUUAGAAGCGGCAUUGAACGUACUUCUUAACAGCAAUAAACAGAAACCUGUUAUUGGUCCUCCUCUGAGAGGUAGAGGAAAGGGCAGGGGGCGAAUAAGAUCCGAAGAUGAAGAGGAUCUGGGAAAUGCAAGGCCAUCUGCACCAAGCACAUUAUUUGAUUUCUUGGAAUCUAAAAUGGGAACUUUGAAUGUGGAAGAACCUAAAUCACAGCCACAGCAGCUUCAUCAGGGACAAUACAGAUCAUCAAAUACUGAGCAAAAUGGAAUAAAAGAUAUUAAUCAACUGAGAUUUCUUCCUCGAAAUGAUACCAGGCAGCCAAGAAAUGAAAAACCACCUCGUUUUCAAAGAGACUCCCAAAAUUCAAAGUCAGUUUUAGAAGGCAGUGGAUUACCUAGAAAUAGAGAUUCUGAACGACCAGGUACUUCUUCAGCAUCUGAAGUAUGGGCCGAAGACAGAAUCAAAUGUGAUAGACCAUAUUCUAGAUAUGACAGAACUAAAGAUACUUCGUAUCCUUUACGUUCUCAGCAUAGUGAUGGUGCUUUUAAAAAAAGAGAUAACUCUAUGCAAAGCAGAUCAGGAAAAGGUCCCUCCUAUGCAGAUGCAAAAGAAAAUCCACGUCCUCAAGAAUCUAUAGAUUAUAAUAAUCAAAAACGUGGAAAAAGAGAAAACCAAACAUCUAAUCCUGAUCAUUUUUAUGACAGGAAAUCACGAACAAUAAAUAAUGAAGCUUUCAGUGGUCAAAAAAUUGAAAAACAUUUUAAUGUAAAUACUGAUUAUCAGAAUCCAGUUCGAAGUAAUAGUUUCAUCGGUGUUCCAAAUGGAGAGGUAGAAAUGCCGCUGAAAGGAAGACGAAUAGGACCUAUUAAGCCAGCAGGACCUAUCACAGCUAUAUCCUAUGAUGAUAAAAUGUUUUAUAAUAGUGGUCCCAAAAGAAGAUCUGGGCCAAUUAAGCCAGAAAAAAUACUAGAAUCAUCUAUUCCUAUGGAGUAUGCAAAAAUGUGGAAACCUGGAGAUGAAUGUUUUGCACUUUAUUGGGAAGACAACAAGUUUUACAGGGCAGAAGUUGAAGCUCUUCAUUCUUCAGGUAUGACAGCAGUUGUUAAAUUCAUUGACUACGGAAACUAUGAAGAGGUGCUACUGAGCAAUAUCAAGCCCAUUCAGACAGAGGCAUGGGGUGGCCAUAGCUGAGGAGCACCUUUCCUUUUCCUCACUGUAGCUUUUCUAUUCAGAGGUGUUUGGUCAUGAAGUGAUCAUUUUCUUUCUACAGUCAGUAGAAAAUCUUUUUCUAUUUCUCCCUUAAUAGUCCUCAUGACUUUAUUCUUGAUUUUAGGUUUGUAUAAGCUUAGCUGGACAAUAAAUUUAUCAGGUGUUGCAGCUAAUUUAAGGAUUCUGUUCUAAACUAUAGCAAUACUUUCAUAUUCUUCCUAGUUAUUUGUGAAUAUUUAUGCUUUAUUGUGUCAUUUUUUAAAUUGUGUCAUUUUUUAACCUAUUUUCCUUUUCUGCAGUCAAUUUAAAAAUCUUUUAUAAAAUACUUGAAAUAUUUUACAGAAAGAAGCAGAAUAGAAUCACUAAAUCUUUUGCAGAUUCUGAUAUUUCUUUUCUCCUACUUUUAUAAUCAAGUGAUUGUUGAUGUUUAUGAAUUUGCAUAAAUUACUAUAGCAAACAUUUCUGAAUCAUGCACAUCAUGAUCAGCCUUUCUUCCUUAUCUGCAUAAAUAAUUAACUUAGUUGAGAGGACUAUCUCCUUGAAAUAUAGAGGCCACCAGCUUAACAUAUCUUGACCUAUUUCCAUUUAAAAAAAUAUUUAUGUGCAUAUAGACUUAAAAAAACCCUGAAGAAAUAUAGUCUGUGUUGUCGUCAGUACAUAUAAUGUAGAGUUAGUGUAGAAUUCUCUUAGCCUCUGAUAGUAUUGAAAGUAUUAAUGUUGGAGUCUUAGAGUGCUGUUUUAAAAUUUUGGUAACUGGAAACUGUAACAAGUUUUAGGUUAAUCAAAAAUGUACAAAAUUAUCAAAAAACAAAACAUUCACUGUACCAAUAAGAAGCUAACUGUAAUUGAUAAGUCAUACUAGAAAAAAUAAAGGGCUACAAAGCUGCGGGGAAGUGGUUAGAGGCCUUAGCACAAUUACACUAUGGAUUGUGGAAUUUUUAAUUUUUUAACUUGUGCACUAUAUAUGCACACUACAUUUUUUUAAUUGUGAAAUGAUAUUGUAUCUUUUAUUAAGAUUUAUGUUUGUUAUUGCCACAAGAUUUUGGAAAACUUGUUUUCCUAGAUAUAGCAGUGAACAUUUAGUGAAGAUUUUUUUAAACUAGGUUGCAGAAAAACAGUCAAAACACCCUGCAUAUAAGCCAAAAGCCUUUGCCGAAAAUUAGUUGCUUGUAUUGUCUUUUAAAAGUAUAAGCAUAAAUCAUUAAAUAAAAAGCAUGAUAUAUUAAGUGACUCACUAAGUUAAUAGCUUGUAUGAAAAAUUAAAAUAAAAAUCAAGUUAAUACUUCAAGUGUUAAUGUUUUUCUCAUGAAAUUUGGAAAUUAUUUGCCUUAAAUUUGUCAGUAGGCCAAAUAUUUAUUUCUCCUUUUCGUGUGACUAUAUAUUUUCACUUCCAGAACGUACUCACUUGGGGAGUAUAUUUUACAGGGCCAAAAUGUGUGUUUGGAUUAUGAUUAAAUACUUGAUUUUCUUCAAAAUAAUUCAUUUAACUUUUGUUAUCAUCCCUAAUUUAUUUAUUCUAGCUAGAUUUCAUCUGUUUUUCUGUUUUUUUUUUUUUUUUUUUUUUUUUUUUUUGGCUAUCUUAAGAUACUGUAUCUUAAUUUGAUGUCUUUAUUGUAGUGAACUUUAGUUAUCACACAUAAUAUGAGAUUCACAGCUCAUUAACUGGAUAAGUACUCCAAUUUAUUUAUUUAUUUUUUAAAAUGAGUUCUUUGAACUUUAUAGGAUUUUUCUUAUUUUAGUAAAGUAAAUGAAACAUUAUGGAGUCUCAUGUUUUACUAGUAGAAUUAUAUAUGGAAAAAAACAGAUUAUUUUCUAUUUCCUACCACUGAGUGAGAAAACAUUCGGGGCAAAAAAAUACCUGCUACUUGUGUUUCCCACAGGCCCUUUCCAAAUUGGUUCCUUUAAACUCUAAAAGUAAUUCCAGGAAACCAGUAAAAAGAUGCCACAGGCAAUUUGGAAGCUUGUAAAAUACCCUGGUGCUGCUGAUGAGGCAAACUUUUUGCGUUGUUGCUUUUGAAUUGCUCUCCUAAACCUGGAAAACCACUGUUGGGUCCUGAUUUUCCAAAUAUAUUCAUGACCUGAAUUAUAUUGAGACUUUUAUAUCCUAAGAAAUGUUUUAGAAUGUGCUGAUAUCUAAUCUUUUCAAAAGUUCAUAGUAUCUGCUUCUUGGUGUCAGAAAACGAUCAUUGUUCAGCUAUGAUUCCAACUAGAAAAAGGCGAUUGUGUAGAUAAUUUGUUAGUUCUAAGACUGUAACAUACAGUACACAUCAUCUUGGGCAGUAAUUCUGGAAAGUGAUAGGCAAUUUGUUACUGUUUUGUAGGUGAUCAUCCCAUCUUAAGUGUUUUUCUGGACAAUACUAAUUUAUUCAACAAAUAUUCAUUAUAUAUCUAGUACAUAUCUUAGGUGUCUGGCACUGUUCUAUGUGAGGGUAGGUAUAAGUCUAUAAAACACAAAAAUCCCUGCUGUCUGCGCAAAGAUAAGAAAGUCAUAGUUUUUAGGAUGUGAAACAAACUGAAAUAUCUAAGUAGGGUCUGAAUUCUUACUUCCUGAAGCUUUAAACAAAAUACUAGUAGAAUAAAUCUCAUUUACUGAAAUAAGGUAACAUUUAUGCAUUUGGAAUACAUUUAUGAAUAAAUGCUCUGUCUGUCUAUGUCAGCAGGUUUUAUAUCUCCAGCAAAGUGAAGUUUCAAUUUAAAUAAUUACAGAUUAUUAUUCCAUAUUAGUUUAAAAAUAAAAUUAAUGUGGAAGAAGAAAACAUAAAGAAUUUUAUCUCUUUAGAGAGUUCUUAUCUAUAUAUUUUAUCUAUUUAAAAGGUAAAAUUUGUUUUUAGGAAGGUUUGGGUUCUGUUUUUUUAUGAUAAUUAUAUAUAUAUUUUCAUGCUGGCAUACUUUAAAAUGAAGAGCUAUCAAUCUCAAGUUUUAGUUUUGAAGUAACUUGCUAUGCAAAUUAUUUUAUAAUGUAACCCUGGGAAGCAUAUUUGAAAGUUACCUUUUCAAAUUCAAAUAAUAUGAAUACAAAACUAUAAAUUAUUCCAAAAAAGGAUAAUUUUUAUAAAAGGCAUUGACCUCAAAGGAAGAUAAGAAUUAUGUGGCAGUGAGGUUUUGCCAAUUAAUGUUUAGUAAACAGUAUAAGCACCUAUGUGAUCAUAGUCCAGAAGGUUUUUCUAUUUUACUGAUAAGUUCCUAAGUUAGCGAUUAUAAUUUUUCAUUCUUACUGGUUAAGGUCAUUGAAAUACAUCUUCUUCCACCAUACAUAAUUUGGGCAACUUUCAGAGAUUGCCAUGUGAGCAGUGCUCAUUUUCUUUUGCAAUAUAAAUGAGUAAAUCAGAAUGAAACUCAAUGGCUAGUCCCAUUUAAGAACAUAAUUUUCAAAUUGUGGUAUAUGGAACUUAAGAAUUCCAUGCAGUAUCUUUAAGCUUUGUUUUAGUAAAGUUUGAUUGUAUUAGAUGGUUCUUCAUUUCUUUCUUUGUCAUCUAUCACCCAGCCUUUUACAAUUUUUGAGGGAGGUUAUGGGUUAUACAAAGACACUUUGCUGGAGAUAUGAAACCUGCUAAUAUAGAAGGAUAGAGCCUUUAUUCGUAAGUGUAUUCCAAAUGCAUAAAUGUUACCUUAAAAUUAGUUCAUAUCUAAUCCUUAAAAUCCAAAUUCAGUUUGUGAUAGCUAAGCCUAAUUUAAUGUUAUGAAAAACUUGAGAUUUAGUUUUGACCUAGCUAUAUUAUUCAAUGAGGACAUUUUAAUUGACUAUUUAAAUUAAUACUAAUAAUAUGCUGUUUUAAUAAACUGUACAAAGUAUUGUUUGAAUUCUAAUAUCUGAUAAUAACAUAUGAUCUAUUUAAAGAAACUCUAUGUAAAAACAUCUUUAAAUGGUUUCUGGGUAUUCUGAGUUUUCCUUUAUUGGGCAAUGAAAGUAUAGAUUAUAUUAUUAUUUCAUGUUUUUUUUUUCUGAAGGUGAAGUAAAUCUUUAAGUGAAAUAACAUGACAGAAUAUUACCUAACACAUGCCAUCAUUCUUUUUAAAGUUAUUUUAGUAAUAAUGCAUCUGUUUCUAACUUUAAUUACAAUUCAUAAAAUAAUUUAAGCCUCAAAUUAUUUAACUAUUACUAUGUGGACAUCCGUUCCACUUCAUGGUUAAACAAAUUUGGAAAAUGCUAGAUUAAAACAAAUUAAGUAUUAGGUUAGUAUUAGGUUUGAAAAAUCUGCAGCAUUCUUUUUCUUUUUUUUUGAGACAGAGUCUUGCUCUUCUUGUUGCCCAGGCUGUAGUGCAAUUGUGCAAUCUCGGUUCGCUGCAACCUCCGCCUCCCGGGUUCAAGCAAUUGUCCUGGCUCAGCCUCCCAAGGAGCUGGGAUUACAGGUGUGUGCUACCACGCCUGGCUAAUUUUUGUAUUUUUAGUAGAGACAGGGUUUUGCCAUGUUGGUCAGGCUAGUCUUGAACUCCUGACCUCAGGUGAACCGCCCACCUAGGCCUCCCAAAUUGCUGGGAUUACAGGUGUGAGCCAUGGCACCUGGCUUUUUGUUUGUUUGUUUUCUUUUGUUUUGAGAUGGAGUUUCGCUCUUAUCGCCCAGGCUAGAAUGCAAUGAUGCAACCUCUGCUCACUGCAACCUCCAUCUCCCUCUGCCUCCCGGGUUCAAGUGAUUCUUCUGCCUCAGCCUCCCUAGUAGCUGGGAUUACAGAUGUGUGCUAUCACAUCCACCUAAUUUUUGUAUUUUUAGUAGAGACAGGGUUUUGCCAUGCUGGCCAGGCUGUUCUCAAACCCCUUACCUUAGGUGAUCCUCCCACUUCAGCCUUCCAAAGUGCUGGGAUUGCAGGCAUGAGCCACCUCGCCAGACCCACGGCAUUCUUUUUUUUUUGUAUAGAUGAAUAAUAUCAGAAGCUAUUACAUUAAUAUUUUAUCACCUAAAUCCUCCCUUUAUUAAUGGUAACCUAAAGUAUGGACUUCUGAAUAUAUGGCAUUGGUUAAUUAAGAAAUAUAUUUACAAUGCUUUACCUGUAUAUCCAAUAUUAUAUAAUAGAUUGCUUUUUCAACUUCAGCAUAGUCUUAAGGAAGCAUCCAUCAUGAGUUAGAGUUACAACUGAACCGGUCUGGAAUUGUUCAGGCAAUCUUAUUUAUUCCUUUGAUACUUUUGGUUCGGUAGUCCUAAGACUUGUUCUCUUGGAAAUGCAAAUUUUACCUUUUCAUUUACUUUACUUAUAGAUAAUUUUAAAGCUAUAAUUUCAGACUGUACUGAAUUUUACCAUUCAUUUGGAAAUAUAUGUAGAAGACUUCCUAAUAGAGUCAGUGCACAGGAAAUAAAGUAGUAAAAUAAGUGGGGCUGAAGGAUAUUAUUGUUUUGUCUUAUUUCUAUGGUCUCAAAGAUGUAGUCUUCUAUUGGGCAUGUAUCUUAACACUCAUGUCAAUAUAUUUUAAAUAUUUUUUAUAAAUCUGAAAAAGCAUCCUUGUUAAAUACACACACACACACACACACACACACACACAAAAUUCUGUUUUAAUUUCUGAGCUCUUUCAUCUGCAUCUAAAAAUGCAGAAAAAUAAUGGUGUUCAUUUUACCAUAGACUUUAUUCCCUUUCAAAUGGAACUCACUCAGUGCAGCUUCUCUCUUUUAUAGUCAGUGAUGGUGAACCUUGAUGGUGAUGGACUAAAAGUGGACUUAUGAUACAUAUUUGAUUGCAUACCAUAAUAAGUUGUCAGUUGUUCAUUCUCUUUUUAAAUCCUCUGUGUAUUCUACUUAAUACUAUUUCUGUUUAUUCUUUUAUUGUCUUAUUAAUCACCUCUCAAUUUCCAUUGUUUCCUGUACAUUAUAUUCUUUUGGCCUUUUUAUUUUUAAACUUUUUCUUAUUACCUCUGGUGAGUGGUAUCUUUUGAUGUAUUUGGGCUACUCUUACUACUGAUCUUAAUUUAUUGAACUUUACUGGACCUGUGCUGUUUAUUCUAGAAUCAUGCAUAAUGGGUUUCACUGUCAUACCUCUAGUAAAAGAGUGGAGUUGAUCUGUUUCUUUCUGAGAAACAUUCUGGUGUUAUAGAGCUUCCAGCUCCAUUAAACUUGGGAACUACUGGCAAGAGUUUUACAUUUUGGCUUGAAAUAACUCCUUUAGUGGUCUGUCAUUGGCUGAGAGCUCCAUUCAGAAGGGAAAGGAAGUACUGCAACAGUGAGUACAUUUUAUUUGCCUUAAAAAGCUCAUAUAGUUUACUAAGAGUAAACAUAAUGAAGAGGUUCUAGUAAGCAACAUAGACCAUCAUAAGAAUAUAAAAGUUAUUAUUUUUUUGUACAUAAUUAUUCUUGCCUCAUCCACCCUGCUUGGGGUUUUCUAAGUGUGUUCUGAGAACAUUAGUUCUACUUCAUGGUUAAACAAAUUUGGAAAAUGUUAAAUUAAAAAAAAAAAUUAAGUACAUUUUUUGAUUACAGGACUUCUUUGAGUCAAUAACAAAUUAAUAUGUAUUUUAAAUCUCUGAGGGAAAUAUAUAAUGUAUAUGUUUCAAAAAGCUAUUUUCUCACGGAAUUAUUUUUUUCCUCUGUAUAGAACCUGAUAUAGAAUGUCUGUCUACAGGAAAUACUUGGAAACCAUUGUAACUCUUUGUUUUAUAUUUCUAGUUUUCAAAUUUCUCAUCUGUAACAUGGGUAAAGGUUUAUCUCUGGAAUACAUUGUUUUAGAGUUUCCAAAUCUCUAAUAAUAUGGAAUUUUUAUGUUACAAAUAGAGAUUAAGUAUAUAAACAGAAACUUCUCCUCGAUCAUGUUUCAAGACUCUUCUGUGAAUAAUGAGACAAAAUAUAUGCCUGAAAUUUGUCCCUUUUAAGUACUUCCGCCAUUAAUAAUACUAUUUUAUCGCAUUCAAAUAAAUAUUUUAUAUAUAAUUAUA